Homarus americanus (American lobster) is the source of this 7898-nucleotide messenger RNA. It is a transcript of the gene sti, whose product is annotated as citron rho-interacting kinase-like. The transcript has 40 exons. Gene Ontology annotation, molecular function: ATP binding; protein serine/threonine kinase activity. Gene Ontology annotation, cellular component: cytoskeleton; cytoplasm. Lineage: Eukaryota; Metazoa; Arthropoda; Malacostraca; Decapoda; Nephropidae. The coding region runs from base 100 to 6120 and encodes 2006 amino acids. The record is from RefSeq and is a predicted model, not a curated record. Gene Ontology annotation, biological process: mitotic cytokinesis; peptidyl-threonine phosphorylation; actomyosin structure organization.
GUUUGUUGCCUCAGUUUAAACAGCCGAGUGGGUGGGUGAGGGGGCAGCGUCUGUAGAUUACCUUCAUGACACAUUAAUACGUGUAUAGUUCCAGGCACUAUGGCAGAGCCUACUUUGGAGCCCAUUGUGAAACGCAUAAGGCACUUGAGCUCUUUGGUGAGCACUUCAGGACUGGAUGUGGAUGAAGGCUCAGGCAUAUCAAACCGACAACUUUUUGGGCAAGAGGGGCUGCUAGAUGCUCUUCUGGUACUGUAUGAUGAGUGCAAUAAUGACCAACUCAAGAAAGAAAAGAAUAUUGCUGAUUUUGUUGAUAAAUAUCGCAGUACUGUUCAUGAUCUGCGGAAGGUACGAGUAAACUUGAAUGAUUUUGAGCAGAAGAAAGUCAUAGGAAAAGGCCACUUUGGAGUUGUACAAGUUGUCAGAGAGAAAGCCACUGGAAAUGUUUUUGCACUUAAGAGUCUUCGGAAAUCAGACACAUUAUCAUUACAACAUAUUGCAUUUUAUGAGGAGGAGAGGGACAUCAUGGCAAAAGCGACCUCUCCAUGGAUCACACAGCUUCAGUAUGCAUUUCAGGAUACCCAACAACUUUACUUGGUGAUGGAGUUUCAUCCAGGGGGUGACCUCUUAUCUCUCCUGGAUCGCUAUGAUGGGUGUUUUCCUGAAGAUAUGACCUGCUUCUACCUGGCUGAAAUUAUAUUAGCUGUUCAUGCUUUACACUCCAUGGGUUAUGUUCAUAGGGACUUAAAGCCUGACAACAUUCUUAUUGAUCGAUGUGGACACAUAAAGCUGGCAGAUUUUGGUUCAGCUGCAAAACUCACUACAAGUGGACUUGUGCGAAGCAAAAUGCCUGUAGGAACACCAGACUACAUUGCUCCAGAGGUUCUCCAGUCGUUAAAUGAAAAGGCUGGUAGUAUUUCCUACGGUAUUGAGUGUGAUAUGUGGUCCUUGGGGAUAAUGGCAUAUGAGAUGUGUUAUGGUACUAUGCCAUUUAAAGGGGAUAAACUUGUGACUACCUACAGCAACAUCAUGAACCAUAAGAAAAUGCUCAAGUUUGAGGAUGAUCCUGAGAAUCCAACGAGCGACUCGGCUAAGGAUUUAAUACGCGGCUUAUUGGAGGACUCGAGCCACCGCCUUAACCACUCUGCUCUACUUCAGCACAAGUUCUUCCUUCACGUCAAUUGGAAUGACCUCAGAAAUUCUCCUCCACCAUUUGUCCCCAUUGUGAAUGGAGUGGAUGAUACCAGCAAUUUUGAGGAGUUUGAAAAUGAGAAGAGAGUACCUAGUGUAAAUGACUUUCGUGUGCAGCAGGGAUUUACAGGCAAAAACCUUUCAUUUAUAGGUUUCACGUAUAACAGGAAACGGCGAAAUGGAGAUGGGUCUUCCGCCCGAAAUAAUGCAGCAGCAUUGAAUAUUUCGGUAUUGGAUGAAUCCAUCAGAGAACCAUCUCAUCUUGAAGCACAACUUAAGGCCCAGAAGAAAGAGAACCAUGAACUCAAAUUGCAGCUCGAGGGAAUGAAAGAUGGGGAAUUUGGGCGGCUGAUGAAGAGCAGAGACUGCAAGCUAAAGGAGGCUGAGUGCCGUGUAGAGUAUUUGGAGAAGGAAAGGCAGCGUUUAGAAGAAGAAAGCUUAAAGAGGGAGAGAGAUGCUACUACAUAUAAAAGAGUCUUGGCUUUAGAAAGGGCAGAUCGAGCCCAAACUGAAAGCAAGACCAUUGAGAUGAUACGAAGCAUGAAAAACAAGUGGAAAAACUCAGAAGCAGAAAAGUUGCAAGCCCUAGAUAAUAAAAUAAGUGCAUAUGAGGAAGAGAUAAAGUGGCUACAGUCACAGCACCAGGAGGUUGGUAAAGCACUCCUGGAUAGAGAGAAGGAAUUCAAAGGAACAGUUGCUGAGAACAUGAAGCUGAAGAGAAUGCUUCAGGAAAAGACAAAGCAGGAAGUACUCAACCAGAAGGAAAAAGAAGCAGUUAAGUGUGUUGGAGACUGUGAAUCAGCCGUUGAGUCAAAGAAGAAGUUAGAAGAAGUGCUGUCAAAACUGGAGACGCAAGAAGAAGAGAUUACUAAUAGAAGAGCGGAGUUAGAGAAGGAAAAACGGCAAACAAAUAAAUUUGAGAGAAUAAUCAAUGAAAAGGAGCAUAUUGAGGAGGAGAGAAAGAUUGUAGAAGAACAGUUGCAAGAGCUGCAAGGGAAAUUCACUAAAGUUGAAGAAGACCUUGCAGAAUCAAGAAGGCAUUUCCAGCAUGCUAAGGAAUUGGAAAGACUUGAGAGGCAGAAGCGUAUUGAUAAUCUCGAGUGCCAACUAAAUAAGGAGAAAAAGGAGUGUUCUCGUCUGCGACACCAGCUGCAGGAAGUCUCGGGCCAGUUGAAUGAGUCGAUGAUAAGUCUGGAAAGUGUGACCUCCACCCAUAGUCUGAAGGAAGAAGAACAAGAGGCAAAAAUCAAAGAAUUAGAGGGUGAGCUGAGGAGGAUAGCAUCUGACAAAGUCAAUCUCCAGAGUCAAUUGAUGCAGGUCAAAGCAAGAGAAGGAGAACACAAGUCAAAGAUUGCUGAGUUGGAAUUACUUCUAUCCAAACUUGAUGAAACUGUGCACAGCCUAGAGAGUAAAAAAUCAUCUACUGAGGCCUUUGAAGAGACUUACCAGGCAAAAUUGCAGUUGUUGGAGACACAACUUGACUCUGCUCGUGCGGCUCACUCUCAGGACAAGGAAAAAUUAAAGAAGUUAUCAGAUGAAUUAACAGAGGUAAAACAGGAAAUUUCAGACAGCAAACUUGAUGUGCGUGUUUCUCAGAGGGAGGUCAAAUCGGCCCAAGACACCAUUUCAUACCUUCGUGAAAAGACUAGAGAACAGCGUGGCCAGCUGGACGAAAAAGAGGCUGAUAUUCAGAAAGCAACGGAAGCAGCAAAUGACUUACGAAAGACAAUUGAUCAACUCGAGAAUGAGCUUAAAGCCAAGGAAGAAGAGUUAGACAGACAAAGGAUUGAACAUGAGCAUUUCGUUUCAAACUUGGAGGAGAAAAUUAAAAAUCUGGAGGAGGUCAAGAAAUCUUCAGAGCAGUAUCAGAAGAAGUUGCGUGAAGCUAACCAACAAAGUGAUAGUCUUAAGUUGGAGAAGAGAGGCUUAGAGUCUCAGAUCCAGAUGUUUGAGGUAACCAAGGAGGAAGUCAAACAAGAGAAGGUGGCCAUGCAAGAGAAAGUCAAUGAUCUAUUGGAAAAAUUAAAGCAUGCAGAGUUGGUAAUAUCACAACUGAAGCAGGUGUGUACUGAUCAAGAUGAAGAGCUUUCUAUCAUGGAAUCCCAGUCUGAACAAAUCGCUCACCAUGAACAGGAAAUGGCCAGACUACAGCAAGAGAUUGAGAAACUUGAGGGUGAUGUAAAAGCAGCCAAAGCAGCUACUAAUGAAGAAAAAUCACUGAAACUGUUCCAAGAGAGUAAGGUCAAGGAAUUAGAGAGUCGACUGAAUGGAGUGGAUGAGGAAACGGAUAAACAAAUUGCCUAUCUUAACAAUCAGUUGCAAGAGUCUGGGAAGAUCAAUCUAGAACUUCAUGAGCAGAUUGAGAACCAAGACAAGGAAUUAAAUGAGGCAAUGAUAUUACUACGAAGUUUGGAGCGCAAGUAUUCUGAAUUGCAAGGUCAGUAUGAUCUUGCAAAGGAAGAAUCUGCUGGCCAUAUCCAACAUAUUCACACUCUUAAGGACUCAAACUUCAAACUGACUGAAGGGCUAGAAGAAGCAAUAUCUAAAGGAGAACUAUAUAAGAAAAGGAUUGAAGAAGUGGAGCAGACACUGAUGGAUCAGCAAGCUUUGCUCGAUGAUAAUAAAGUGAAAACAAAAGGCACAAUUGAUCAACAGACUAAGCUUAUCGACUUCCUGCAAGCAAAGAUAGACCCUAAAAAGAAGAAGAACCUGAAAGGAAAGUUAUUUGGUGGUAAAGAGAACAAGGAGAACACAAGCUUUUCUAUGCCUCAUCAGUACAGGGAACUAGAAGACCUCCUGGUUCGGGAACGGAUGACAAAUAAACAACUUGAAGAACAUCUGGGCAAGGCUCGUGCAGAAAUUGUUGCAUUGAGAGCUAAUAGUGGAACUUUAGACAACAGGAGUAAUAUGGGUACUCCUAGAACUGCACGCACACCUCUAGUGCCACGCAAACCUAUGCCAUCUCAUACACCGCUACUACCUGCAACACCACAGAAUAAGAAGGCUUUUCAUAACAUUGGUGAAUCACCUGUUGUCCCACGAAGUGCAUCAAAAACACGUAUGAGGCAUAAUAUUCCUCAUAGGUGGCAGUCAGGAUUACAGAUGCGUGCAGCAAGAUGUGCUGGAUGUCUGGACAGCAUUCCAUUUGCCCGCAAUGGUGCCAGAUGUCAUGAGUGUGGUAUUAUUGCUCAUAAUAAAUGUUCACAGGAGUUGCCGUCUACCUGUGGGCUUCCAGUUCAGUUUGCAGAACACUACUCAAGGGGCUGGACUUCAGACUCGCCUUUAAAAAUGCGUGGAUCCCAAUCUGACUCAGAUAUUUUGAUUCAGGGCUGGUUAAAGAUGCCCAGGUCAGGAAAGGCAUGUUGGGAGAGCUGCUUUGUUCGUCUUGAAGAGGAGGAAAUUAUGGUGUUUGACCAUGAGCCAAGUAAUGGUAUGCAACCUCAAUCAAGAACCAAACUCUCUCGACCUGGCUGUUUGACAGCAAUAAUGUCAGCAGUUCCAAGAUCAGAGUUACCUAAUACUAGCAACGUGGAUCUUCCAUAUGUUCUUAAAAUUGAAAUUCGUGCAAAGAAUAUGAAUGAGAAUUCAGAUACACUCUACCUCAUGACUACAAAUUUUGAGGAAAAACAGUCUUGGGUAUCUGCUCUUGAAGGAGUUGUAGCUCAAUUACCAAAGGAGGAUGGAAAUAACAUUAACCAGACAGACUACAUCCAGGUAGAUACUCUGCUAUCAAUGGACAACCCUAAUCCUCUUGAUGUCAACACAUUGGUUUAUCUUAACAAGACGACAGCAAUGAUAGGGGCAGCAGAAGGGCUCUAUUCAUUUGAAGUAGAUAAAAAUGGAAUCCUGAAAUCCCGAGCACGUAUUGAGGGACUGACUGCUGUUCAUCAAAUCCUGCUGGUAGAGGGAGCUCAUGUUGCACUCUUUAUUGCUGGAACGGAUAAUUUGGUGUUUAUGAAUGACUUAAGGUCACUGACAGUUAUAAGUGAAGCUAUGCAACUGACAAAACCAAACCUUAGUCCUGCUCGUGUGGAACCCCUACAGGGUUGUCAUCUCCUUGCUUCUGGGUCUACAAAAGCAGAAGAAAUAUUUGUGUGUGCUGCUGCUACGGAUCGAAUAAGUAUCCUUCUUUGGAACACCUUGGAAGAGAAGUUUACAGUGUGUCGGCAGUACAGGACCCAGGAGCCGUGCAGUUGCUUACAUUUCACUCAAGCUUCUCUUAUUGUUGGUGCUGAGAAGUUCUAUGAAAUUGACUUGAAGACAUUUGAUAUUGAAGAAUUCCUUGAUGAAUCAGACACCUCACUGGCUUAUGCUAUAUAUGGAUCAGCUCAAAUGUCUUCAUUUCCAGUGGCUAUAAUGCAGAUUUCCAAACCAAAGAAGUAUGAGGAAUACUUGCUGUGUUUCCAUGAGUUUGCAGUGUUUGUUGAUGCAUGUGGACAGAGAUCCAGGGAGCAUGACAUAAAGUUCACUCGAUUACCAAUUGCUAUUGUUUUCAGGAACCCAUGCUUGUAUAUCAUACAUCAGAAUGCUGUGGAAGUGAUUGAAAUACGUCCUGAUUGCUUCACCAAAGUUUCGGCUGAGGCUGAUUCAGACAGUGAUUCAAGUCCACCUGUCAGAAUAUCUUCUAAAAAUAUGGCAAGACCUUCUUACUUGGGUCCAGCUUUAACUCCAGACAGUAUUCUUGUUGCCUCAAGAGGUUCUGAAAAGCUGGAGGUUGUUCAGAUCUCUGCAAAUUUCCCAGAAGACAUGGACCUGAACUCAACAUGGGGCACUCUACCCUCCUUUUCUGUUAAAAGGAAUGACACAGACAAUCUGUCCAUGAACAGCAUUACUAGUGGAUCAAGUUCAGAAAACGAGUUGACCCGCUACAACAAACGUGUUCAGUUCAGUCAGACACAAGUUCCUUGUAAACGCUCAAAGUCUGGAACCUGAAUCACUUUUAAACAGCUCUUGAUGUUUUAUUUCUUUUUUUCACUGUUAAUUUUUUAACCAUGCUAUAAUCUAUAAUCAGGAAAAAUCAUAUGUAACUGUUUUGAAUCUUUCUUUUCACUGUUAAUUUCCAAAGUAGUAUAUAUCAUAUUUUAUGGCAUACAGUAUAAGUCACUUUUUUUGUCUGAAAAAUUGCAAAAAAGUCACCCUGCAUCCUAUGUGUAAAGUAGCUGUCUCCCGCAGGCUAAUGAUUCCCCCAGAUGCUGUCACCCAUAGGCUAAUGAUUUCCCCAGUUGCUGUCUCCCAUAGGCUAAUGAAUCCCCCAGUUGCUGUCUCCCGUAGGCUAAUGAAUCCCCCAGUUGCUGUCUACAUUAGGCCAAAUUCUACCUAGCCCAAAUCCAGAAUUAAAAAUAUGUUAUUGCUUACUUAAACACAUAAUUAUUAAUUACAGUAACUAAAAAAAGUGAAUAAUUGUAAAUAUAAAAGCUGGAUUUUUAACUACUGUACUGGACUGAUGAUAACCUAAGAAGGUUGGCAUCCGUAUGGCAGGCACCUAAUUCUUCAGAGAUAUGCAUUACUGUCUGUUAAUGUCAUACCUGCAACAUUUAUCUUUAAAUCUACAAAUACUUGUUACAAACAAAGAUUUAUAGAUAACUUUCUUAUCACAUUUGCAUCUGUUAACAUUACUGGCAACAUUGUAGACAAGUUAGACUAGUCACUGCAAGCACCAGGCCAAGCUGUGAGGUGUUGUGGUUGUUUCUCAACUUGUAUUUAACUCAAUUUACAUGCACACAACAUCCUGUAUACAUAUUGUGCAAAAAAAGUCCAUAGCAGAAAUAAUUGUCAAAGGUCAAACAUGUAAAAGGAAUAUUAAUAUCUUAACAUGUGAGUUAGCUGGCUCAGUGGGUGAGCAGGAGGAAGGUGCAGUGUGGGGGGUUGCUAGGGAGUUGGCAGAGGUAUUGUCCCUGCUGGUCUGCAUUGCUAUGGCAAAGCAGGGAGUGAUGCAAAUGAUGAUUGUGUAAAACUUCCAUUUGACUUUUAUUUAAUGGUUUUAGCUGCAUCAUUUUGAUGUAUAUUGUAUACAAAUGGUUUGAAGUAACACAAUUGUUAAAUAACAUAAGCAAGGUAGGUAGUAUGGCUUAUGAGUGCUGGGAAAGGUGGUGUUGAGAGAGUGCUUCAGCCUUUUGACUUACCAUGUAGGCAGUAGCUUUAUAUGUGAUGAUAAUAUUCCUUUUUUUAUCCGUAUUUUAUAUUAAUUUUUUAUUUGUAAUAAUAACACGACUCAUCACUAUAGUCACACCCCAUACCACUCAGGCCAAACUGUAAGUUAUAUUAUAGCUGUUAUUCAACUCCUAAUUUUGGGUAGAUACUUUUAUUUUAUUAUUACUAUUACAUGCACAUCAAGAACAUAAAAGGAAAUAAACUUUCUGUGUCGAGGAGGGGGAGGGGGUGAGAGAUCUCCGCUAUUCUGAACUGUCUCCCAUAUGUAACGAAACAAUUGACAAAUUUCAUUGUCCAGUAGCAAAAUUUCAAAACUACAGUACAGUAUUUUUCGUUUUACUUUUAUAUAUUCCUCACAUUUACUGGUACUGUAGUGUAUAUAUUAAUGAAAGAGAACUAUGACUACAGCAGGGAAAUACACAAGUUUUUUCAAAAAUAUAGUACAGUAUUCCUUGCUGAAAUGGGGUUGCAUCUUAUGUGCCAUAAAGUAUAGUAAUAAGGAAAUGACUGUAUAAUAAUAAUAUGUUCUAAUGUACAGUAUCAUAAAAUGUUUAUAAUGC